GAAAGCUCUGAUUUGUCGUUGGUCUCCAGGCGGCGUUUUCUAUUGGUCCUUGACGAACUCGUCUGCUGUCAUUGUAUCAUUAAUGAGCUCUACAUUCUAAAGAGGCGGGAAGAGAAGGAAGGAAGGCGAUGAUUGGUCACGGUAUUCCAUCCGGCGUUUUCUAUUAGUCCCUUGCCGAAACCUGACAGACGGAGUAGGCGUGGCUUCGCCUCUUUCAGAACCGUGGGCUUCUACUCUUUUGCAGGGUUGAUUGUUGCGAUGAGAAAACGGGAGGUCUUGAAACUUUUCAAAUCUUUGCACAGAACAAGGCAAGAAGUUUUCAAAAAUGACUCCAGAGCCCUAGAAGCUGGAAGACAUAAGAUUAACGAAGAAUUCAAAAAUAGUAAAAAUGUGACUUCUCCUGAAAGGAUAGCUGAGCUUUUGAAAAUUGGUUCAGAUGUAGAAGUUAUACUCAGAACAUCUGUUCUUCAAGGCGUUCAUAUAGGUGACCACAAAUUGUUGCUGAGAGCAAGAAAAGACUUGCUUCUAGAAAACGUCCCUUUCUCUGAAAUGCCAAAGCAAAAGACCUGAGUUGGAAGGAAUAAACUUUCAUGUUGUUAAUCCUGCUUUGUGACCCCCCCCCUUCACAUUAGUUAUUAAUUUCUGUAAUAUCUUUCCUGUAAGUUCUUAACAACAAAUAUUUCUUAUAUUUGUGUUUACAUAAUUAACAGAAAGUAUUGGUUUUUUGCUGAUACAUACAGGAAAUUAUCUCAAUUCUAUUGUUUACUAGUUCAGAAGAAAGUACUGUAUAUUGAAUGUUAUUGUCAAACCUUUCUCCUUAGUUCAGAAUAGAAUACUUUGAAUAAAAUUUUUGCUUUUUUGCUUUUUAAAAAUUAUAAAAUGGUGACAUGAAAAUUCUCUUUCCUGUCAUAAUUUUUAUAUAUAACUGUUAAUCUAUAAUAGAGGGAAUUCAAGGUCACAUCAUAUGUUUAAAAGACUAUUUGAUGCCUUUAUGCUUGAAUAAAGAAGUAUUGACAAGUGUUAUAAA
Anolis carolinensis (green anole) is the source of this 1027-nucleotide messenger RNA. It is a transcript of the gene lyrm7, whose product is annotated as LYR motif containing 7. Gene Ontology annotation, cellular component: mitochondrial matrix. The coding region runs from base 259 to 570 and encodes 103 amino acids. Gene Ontology annotation, molecular function: protein folding chaperone. The transcript is spliced from 5 exons. NCBI's taxonomy places the organism in Eukaryota, Metazoa, Chordata, Lepidosauria, Squamata, Anolidae. The record is from RefSeq and is a predicted model, not a curated record. Gene Ontology annotation, biological process: mitochondrial respiratory chain complex III assembly.